Molecule: messenger RNA, 1476 nt
Organism: Adineta ricciae
Lineage: Eukaryota; Metazoa; Rotifera; Eurotatoria; Adinetida; Adinetidae
Source: the annotation of a GenBank genome assembly
AUGGACGAGCACGGUGUUAAUCUUCUUGACCUUCCUACUGAAAUAUUAUUUAUCAUUUUGAAAAAACUUGACAAUCUUGAAGUUCUUUACUCUUUACUGGGUGUAAAUAGCCAACGACUUGAUAUUGUGGUACGAGACCAAAUCUUCACGAUUGAGUUCGGUUCUAUGGAAUAUAUUAUUCGUACUGCUCAUUAUCCUAAUCUUCAACAUCUUGAAAUUUUCAAUUUCAAAGAAGCAAUUCUGUCACGUCAUUUUGUAGACCAUGCUCUGUUCCAGCAUAGUUUCACACAACAAAUAACAUGUCUCAUUCUUAACGUGAAUGAAGAUGUCGAAACAAUAGAUCGAGUGUAUACCAAAGAUGUUUAUGCAAUUGUCCUAAGUGUCUUUAAAAACUUAAAAUCAUUAACGAUUGUCGCACAGUCAUCUGUUGAAAAUUGCCCAUGUUUGUCGUUGUAUGAUUUACCGCUACAUACAUUUUCUUCUUCAACACUUACUAAAUUAUCGGUCAAUGUACAUGAUUUAUAUGAUGUCUGUGCUCUACUAGAUGGUCGGCUCAAACAAUUAACUACGCUCACCGUUCAAAUUGAAGCUAUCGACGAUUCGAUGAGAAUACCUUACAAUAGCAAUGAUCUUCCCAAUUUCAAAUGUUUUUCAUUAACGUGUUAUAAGUGUUUCAAAGGAUUUAAUAAUCCAAUUGUACCUCUACUUCAAUGUAUGAAAUAUCUGGAAGAUUUAUCUUUGUAUCUUCAUAUUUAUGGUGGAUCGACAUUCAUCAGUGGCACUUGUCUUGAUAAUGAGAUACUUGUUUAUCUGCCACAACUUCAUAGUUUUACAUUUUAUAUAGCUUCUAACAAUGCCAUUACUAAUUCAGCUACUCGUGUACUUCAUUCGGAUAUUGAACAGACUUUCAAAAACCUGAGACACUGGCAAGUGGCUUUUAUGGUAGAUUAUUUCGAACCUUACAAAAUGAUAUGUCGCGUGUUUUCACUUCCGUUUAAAUUUCAUCUUCUCGAACAUAUCGGAAAUAAUAUUCCAAACAUUAUAUUUAAUUCUGUUACUCAUUUAAAAUUGUGGGACAAAGAUCCAUUCAGAUAUGAAUUUUUCUGUCGACUUACUCGAGCUUUUCCAUUUCUCAAAAAUUUAUCUAUUUGUAAUAUUAAACCAUCAUUUUUGGGCCAACGUUACCAUCUUCGGGAUAAAGACUGGUGCUCAAUCGUGGAGUAUCCGCAUCUAAUCUCACUUGAUAUCGAACGUGCAAAUAUUUCUUAUGUCGAACAAUUUCUCAAUGAAACAAAGACACAUUUACCGAACUUGAUUGAAUUAAAAGCUACUUAUAUGAGUUUGGAAGAUGUGACAAAGAACUUUACACAAGAUCAAACGCGACGUAAUUGUGCUGGAGUGAAACGAUUAUUUGUUGAUAUGCCAAUGGUAUAUAAAGACUGUGUGUAUCGUUAUUUUCCAUCUUUGCGAGUUUAA